Molecule: messenger RNA, 2379 nt
Organism: Acanthamoeba castellanii str. Neff
Lineage: Eukaryota; Discosea; Longamoebia; Acanthamoebidae
Product: RNA recognition motif domain containing protein
Exons: 12
Coding region: 1-2379 (792 amino acids)
Cellular component (GO): nucleus
Molecular function (GO): RNA binding
Source: RefSeq, a predicted model, not a curated record
AUGGAGCAAUUCACGGACGAGCUGCGCUCCGUCCAGAAUCACAAGCCCCCGCUCAGCGCCAACAAGCAACACUACAAGAACGUGGUCAAUGAAGUAGAGAAAUUCAUCAAGAAAGCCAAGCCCGAACAUCGCCUGACGGCCCUGUAUAUCAUAGAUGCCAUCGUCAGGGGCUCCAUAAGGCAGUUCGGGUCGAAGGACGUGUACGUCGGCCGCUUUACAGCCAACCUCGAGCGUUCCCUGGACUACAUCCUUCAGUGCUCUGAGAAGGACCAGAAGGCGGCACGUCGGGUCAUCGCGCUGUGGCACAAGAACAAGGUGUUCCCUCCGAGCGUGAUCGAUGCGUUGGUCAUGGUGUCCAUACGCAGAACUGGCGUGCCCCCGGAUCUGCCGGAGGUGGACAAUCUCCCCUCGGACACUCCACCACCGAUGGAGAGCGAGGCCAAGUCUCCCUCGCCGCCCUCUCUGAGCCCCUCGCCAUCCGUGGAGCGCCCAAGUUCGCAGCCCAACGUGCUGCAACAGAUCCAGGAGAAUGCCUUCGGCUUUUCCGCGCCAUCCUCUUCCGCCUCCGCCUCUUCCCAGUCCUUCACGCCCACGCUUGCUCCCGUGUCGGCACCGACCGACCCUCGACUCGCUGCCCAAGUCCAGCCCCAGGCGUUGCGACCACCUGUCGACCCACGCUUGGGCGCUGCUUUUUCUCCUUCUCCCGCCGCUGCGACGGCUACCUCGCCGCCCGAGCUCUCCACUGCCCUGGGCAACGGCCACCUCCUCAGCAUGCUCGGAGCCCAGAUGGCCGGCCUCUUGCCUGCCGCCGCACAGUCGACCGCCACCGGGGCCUUCUUGGGCUCCACUCCCACCUCAUUUAUGCCCUCCAGUGUGGCGUUGGUCCAUCCGCCACUGCUGCGGCCACGCAGCUACCCGCCUCGCUGCUCGCCCAACGCGCGCCAGCAGGCGCCUGGCAAGGUGCCGAAGAACCGAGGCACGGCUGGCCACAAUCCACUCUACUUUGACUAUGGCGACGAUGACGAUGACGACACACGCCUCGAAGAACAGCGAAAACUUCGCCAGGAGCACGAGGAACGACUCGCCCAAGAGGCGGCGACGUCGCAGCGACUGCAACCGCAGGCGCCGCCAUCUUCACUACCGCAGCCGCAGCCGCAGCCGCAGCAGCAGUGGGCGGCAGGGCCACCACUACGGAAUGCAAAUGUGGCUCCUCCAUCGCACAUGGGCCAACCACAACCACCACCACAACAACAACAAACCCCGGAGCAGUUGGCCGCUGCCCUCGCCUCCUUCUAUGGCAGCGAUGUUGCAGCGCCUGGCGGGCCGCCAGCCUACGCCGCCGCCCAUUCUCACCGGCCGGCAGCGGCAGCGACAGAGAGUGCGGCCUACGAUCCAUUCACCCCCUCUUCCUUCUCCAGUCCGCCUGCCCGCCCUGACCCCGUCGCCUCCGGUUUCACCAAGGUUCCCACGACGACGUGCUACCUGGGGGGCCUCCCGCCGGGCACCACGCACGAGGUGCUGCGGGCGCAUUUCGCCGCCUACGGCAGGAUCAUGCGGCUGAAGGUGAUGGAGGACAAGAAUGUCGCUUUUGUCACCUUCGCCCAUCGUCCCGACGCCGAACGCGUCAAGGCGCAGGGCGACGCCGGACAGGUCAUGGUCGGCGGCAAUCUCGUCAAGGCAUACAUUCCCCCCCCAAACCCCUCCAACAAAUCGGUCCAUUGGCGAAGAGGCCAAUGCUCGUUCCCUGCCAAGGUCGGGUGGGCUCGCGGCGCCAAUCCGAUCGGAGCAAAGGAGAACUUCAACAUGGAGACUGGCGAGACCUUGGUCACGGUGGAGGAAGCCAUGCGCCACCAGCAGCAAGAUGGCCAGCACGCUGGCGGACCUCCUCAGUUCAGUGGUGGACGUGGGCGUGGAGGCGGCGGUCCGUACCCCGCGCCCGGCUCACUAGCCUCGGCGGCUCCGCAUUGGGGCGGUGGCGGCCCGCCCGCGGGUAGCUACCAACAAGCGGACUCCGGCGGGUACCCGCUUCCCCAGCAGGCCAUGAUGGGGCACCAGCAGCCGGGUCCAUUCCCGCCUUUUGCCGCCGCCGGCGGCGCGGGGGAUUUCGGCCAAGGCGGCUUCCGGCCGGGUCCUGGGGGAUCCUCGUGGAACGAGGGGGCGCCACCACCGAAACGGCGCCGCUUCGACGGAAGCGAUGAUGACGGUAGCGGCGGCAGGGGAGGCGAAUACGGAGGGCCUCCGCCGCGCAAGCCUUGGCGGGACGACCAGCGGGGACACCACCACGACGACCACCGAGGCGUAGAGAGGAGGGACGACCACCACCGUCACGACCGAGGCGGCCGCAGGCGGGAGUCGGGCUGGGAUAAAGUCUCCUCCUGA